UAGGCUGUCCCUGCAGCAGCAGCUACAGCUGCUGUCUGCUCCGGAGGAGCCCCAGUAGCACCACCGCCUGCUGCCUACUCGUUCAUUCAUUCAAGAAUCAUCGAGCUUUCCACAAACUUCGAUACUACAGCCUUCCUCCUCCGCUUGAUUUGCUACUCUUCUGCCAAUCGAUAGUACAGUACUAGCAAGACCUUGCUUGCUUUCCUCUGGGACUGGGAGAAGUACUCCACUAAUCGGUUGCAGGACGCAUCUUGAACCAGAUGCUACUUUGAUGAUGAUGAUGCGAGAUUUGUAGCCUGCUCUCACCAAGGUUUUAGCAGCCAGAAACCUUUCCUUAGAACAAGUAACCAGCGCGCGCAGACAAUCAGAUUCAGCUGCAUCUAGCAGUGAAGCAUAUAUAGUUUGUACCCAUAAUUUCCCAAUACAGCUCCAGAUACGACAGCUACUGGAUUGGAUCAAUGGGCAGGGGAAGAGGCAGAGGGAGGAAGAUCAUCCCAAACAGCAGGAGCCACCAAGACUACAAGGGGAGUGGCGACGAAGAGGCCGUACCUGCCAGGAAGAGGAGAGGGAGGCCCCAAAAGCAGAAAGUCGAUCCAGCACAAGUCAAGAAUUUGGUAGAGGGUGUCUUAAAUGGCAAUGCAGACUAUCAGCAAGGGGAAGGAGACGAUGCAAAGCUCGAGGAAAAUGGGAGCAAGAGGAACAGGGUGCCCAAAGAAGAGGGCUCUGACCAUCAUGACCUCGAAGAGAACAGCUCAAGCACCACCAGGUCUAGCAACGAUGAGUCAGCAACUAGGUCAAGUGCGGGGUUCCGGCUCAACGGGAGCCGCCGGAAGAGCACGCCGAGGCGGGCGGCGGAGGCGGGCCUGUAGUUAGCAGGUUCUUCGGUUAUUAUCAGUUAUAGACAGCUAGAUGCUCUUCAAUUUUGUCAACUUCAUUUAGCUUUCUUUCCUGUCAUUCUUAUAAUGUAAACAUU
Lolium rigidum is the source of this 973-nucleotide messenger RNA. RefSeq lists its product as uncharacterized. NCBI's taxonomy places the organism in Eukaryota, Viridiplantae, Streptophyta, Magnoliopsida, Poales, Poaceae. The record is from RefSeq and is a predicted model, not a curated record. Bases 459 to 869 code for a protein of 136 amino acids. The transcript is spliced from 2 exons.